UGUCAACUCCUGCACACUGCUUUGAAUGGCUGUGCACAGCACAACCAUGCAAAGUAGUGUGCUUACAGUGAAGCACAAACACACCCAGCACACAGUUAACCCUUUGAUCACCCCUCAUGUUAACCCCUUCCUGCCCAGUGCCAUUAUCACAGUGUUAGUGGGUUUUUUUUAGCACUUAUCACUGUAUUGGUGUCACUGGGGAUUUCAGUGACACCAAAUCAGUUCCCCCCAGUGUCAGAAUGCCUGCCGCAGUCCUACUAUAAGUUGCUGAUCGCCGCCAUUACUUCUAAAAAUAAAAAAAAAAUCCCAGUAUAUAUACCGCCAUUUGUAAACGCUAUAACUUUCACGUAAACCAAUUAAUUUA
Messenger RNA from Staurois parvus, 364 nucleotides. The record is from the annotation of a GenBank genome assembly. Lineage: Eukaryota; Metazoa; Chordata; Amphibia; Anura; Ranidae.